CGCUCCGGUUGCUGGCUCCGCCCCCGGCUGGCAGGCUGAGUUGGGAGCCCCAGGCUGGUUCGGGGCAGAGGCUGGGGAGUUGGAGGUGCCCGGGGGUCGGCACGAUGAAUGGCGCUGCCUGCCCGCUGUUUGAUACCAAGGAGAGGCCAUUGGUGCUGGGGGAGAGCUUCGAGAAGCAGCCCAGGAGCGGGUACCACACAAUCCGCUAUGAUUUCAAGCCGGCGUCCAUUGAUACUUCCUGUGAGGGGAACCUGGAGGCGGGGAAAGGGGAACAGGUGACCAUCACUCUGCCCAACAUUGAGGGUUCCACCACCCCAGUCACUGUGUUCAAAGGCUCCAAAAGGCCGUACCUAAGGGAAUGUAUCCUGAUUGUGAAUCACGACACCGGGGAGUGCCGGCUGGAGAAAUUGAGCAGCAAUAUUAGUGUCAAAAAGACCAGGGCUGAAGGAAGCAGCAAGAUCCAGUCCCGCUUGGAGCAGCAACAGCAGCAAAUGCGCAACGCCAGCAAAACACCCAACAGCGCCAAAAACUCUUCCUCGCCCAUGGAGAAAAUGUCUCCGGCAUCCCCAAUGGAUGAUAUAGAGAGGGAACUGAUGGCGGAAGCCAGCGUUAUCGACCAAAUGAGCAGUUCGGACAGUUCUUCGGAGUCCAAAAGCUCCUCCUCCAGCGACGACAGCUCCAGCGACUCUGAGGACGAGCGAAACAAGUCGUCCCACUCCAAGCAGCCGCUGCAGCGGCACAACUCGGGCUCCAGCGUAGAGAGCGUGCAUAGGUCUCAGGACAACGGGGGGCAGAUGAUGAGUACUUUGCGCAAUGACUUACAGCUCAGCGAGUCCGGGAGCGACAGCGACGACUGAGGAUUGGCCGGUCGGAUUGGGCGGCACAGAGUAGUGAGCCAGCGCCCCAUUUGCACUAGAACUGAUUCUUCUCCGUGACGGAGGGGACGGAUUAUCAGGUUUUUGAUAAAAAAGACAAAUGUAUUUGAUGAAUACGUGGGUAUCGCCGCCGCGUUGCCAUGGCGCCCUGGUUCUGCCUCUUUAUCAGUGAGCGAAUAGCGAAAUGUUUCUUUUUUUUCCCCUCCUCCCUCAGAAUCCGGCAGAAUCGGAGGUUUCGAUGAAUAUUGUUAUUUUAGUGGCGUUUAGAUUAAGUUUCACUAUUUAAUUCUUCUCGGGAGCCAUUAACUCUUCGUUAGCAGACUCUCAGCCAACGGCUCCCCCCCCAAAUCUCAGGGGUCCUUUACAUGUUCCUCCAAACGCAAUGCAACUAUGUCACCGGGGGAGUCAGACUCCUGACUCAGGUGCUUUUACUGUCGCCCAUUUUGUUUAUUCUUCUUAGUGAAUGGGACUGGUUUGGGUGCGUCUCUGCCAGCUAAAUACCCCCCCCCAAGUGCCAUCACCCUUACGCCUCAUGAACUUGUACCAAAGUGCAUUAGUCAGUGUGCUGAUUGGCUGUAAUUGGACUUGCCCUUUUAACUCAGACCUAAAAGGAAUGAUGAUAGAUUUUAAAGGGGAAGUUGACCUUUAAAUCAAGUUUUAGUAGGAAACAUGCCGAUCUAAGCUUUGCAGUUGGUCUUUUUUGUCGUUUAAGGUUAAAAAAUAUUAAAAAGACCAACUGCAAAUGUUGCCUGGGGGUUAAGGAGCUGAUCAUCUCUCCGCAGUGCUUGGUAUUUUUUGGAGACAGUCACAUUAUUUAUCAACCAAUCACAUCGUAACAGGGAUAGUAAAUGCGGAGGGAUUCUGCGGCAUUCCUUGUGCUUUGGGCCCCCCCGCCGUAGCCGUUUGGGCCUCCCCCCGGUACCGGGGCCAAAGACGGACUGUUGCAUCGUUUCUUUGUUUGUUGCAGGAGUCGCAAUCGGUCGCACUGAAAUGUGAAGACAAAUAAAUCUAUUUAACAUUUACCCUC
Messenger RNA from Xenopus tropicalis (tropical clawed frog), 1902 nucleotides. Lineage: Eukaryota; Metazoa; Chordata; Amphibia; Anura; Pipidae. The record is from RefSeq and is a predicted model, not a curated record.